AUGUCUGUGAUGACAGAGGAACAAAUUCGCCGUGUGCUCGAGCAGGAGCUUGAUCUCCACUGGCGUCCAUCCCGUCCUACGACGGCCUCCUUGUUUUCUCCUCGUGCUUCCAAGCCACCCAAAGCGUUCUCUGAUACCAAAGGCAUGGAUGCAUGGCCCCUUGAUUCGACAGAUAGUGAAUCGGACGCGGACGAUGCGUUCCCUGCGACGGGCCUUCACUCCCCGGGCAACCACAGUAUCUUUUUGGCUACGCCGAAUCGACAUACGCGCGCCCGCAGCAAAGUCCAUCCACGUCCGCAUCUAAGCGAUCGGUACCAGGAUGCUCUUGAUAUCUCCAAGAUGGCUGGUCCAGACGCGUCCGUGGACACGACGCUGCGUGCAUCGCGGCCAUCGCACCCAGGCAUCACGCCUCGUAUACCUAGCCCCAUUCAGCGACGCUCGCCGUCCUUGGGAAGUCGUCACUCUAGUGCAGAGACCAUGGUGAACAGCGAGGAUAUGGACAUGGAAAAACCACGUCCCACCUCGCGUGCCCCAUAUACCUACAAAGAACCACCCUCGUCACGACCUGAGCGUGUGGUAUGGGCAGAUGAGCAAUUGUCGACGCUUACGCGAUACCUGUCCUCUUUGGAGCAUGACGUACAGAAGCUCCAGGCUGAAGCGCGAAGCACCGCGCCCCUUGCUCAAAUGCAGGCUCGGCUGGACGUACUGGAGGAGCAAGUCGCGCGGCAAGGAGCCCAACUGGUACACGUACGCCAUGCCUUGCGUGAUCGUUCGCGUAGAGCCUCGGACUCGUUGUAUAUACCCGCACCUGAGCCAGACAACGAGACGAUGGAUGUGAAUCAGCUGGCGUCGCGUAUCGCGUCUCGUCUUGGCGUUGCUAGUGCAAAGCCAGCAUCGCCUCCGGCGGCAAGUCCUCCUCCUACUUUCUCUCGAUCCAUUGAGCGAUUGUACGAUGAACUUCAUCGACUUUCUCGAGCUGUGAGCAGUUUGCAGCACUCUAUGCAUCCUACGUCGGCCCCCGCAGCGCCUGCACCUGCAUCUGCAUCAGAAGACUUCUCGUUGGAUGCUUCACGUAUCGAUGAGCCGUCUUUGCCUACGCAGGAGCGCUACGAACAGAUCUGCCGCGCGGUGGCCGACGCCAUGGGUCUCUCUUCUGGCAUGGAGAAAAAGUCGGUGCGCAAAGACCAAAUCCGUGCCCAUCUGCGCCAGCAAGAGGCGGACGAUGUAGCUAUUGACUCGUUGCUCCGCCGUUUACAGCGCUCUCAAACGCCGACUCUCUCCGCGUCUGAUGUGCGUCUGCUGGAACACUUGUUUGAGCAGCACAAGCGCGAGUUUCUUCACCAAAAGAAGCUGUACUGCGAGCUGGCUGAUGAGCUCAAAGAGAUGGAGCCUACGAUGGACGCAACGAAGCGCCGCAUCUUGGCCAACCAUGUUCACGACUCCAUCGAUUCCUUGGAGGCGGAGGCGACGCGAAUCAACGAGCUUCAUGCUCACCUACUCCGCUAUCAUCGCUCUCCGUCGCGGCUCGCGCGCAUGGAUGGUUGA
Malassezia pachydermatis is the source of this 1545-nucleotide messenger RNA. Its product is annotated as proteophosphoglycan ppg4. Bases 1 to 1545 code for a protein of 514 amino acids. Gene Ontology annotation, molecular function: microtubule binding. The transcript has a single exon. NCBI's taxonomy places the organism in Eukaryota, Fungi, Basidiomycota, Malasseziomycetes, Malasseziales, Malasseziaceae. The record is from RefSeq and is a predicted model, not a curated record.